Messenger RNA from Ceratina calcarata, 916 nucleotides. It is a transcript of the gene ATPsynB, whose product is annotated as ATP synthase subunit b, mitochondrial. Gene Ontology annotation, molecular function: proton-transporting ATP synthase activity, rotational mechanism. The transcript has 4 exons. Bases 80 to 805 code for a protein of 241 amino acids. The record is from RefSeq and is a predicted model, not a curated record. Lineage: Eukaryota; Metazoa; Arthropoda; Insecta; Hymenoptera; Apidae. Gene Ontology annotation, biological process: proton motive force-driven ATP synthesis.
GCUCUUGCUCUUGCUCCGUCUGUGGAAGUGGUUGGUGUUAGGUGUUGGUGUUAGUGGUGCUCCUUGGAAGGUGGACAGAAUGUUGUCGAGAUUAAGUUUUCGCAACGUUUCUUCACAAGUCAAAGCCUUGGCUUCUUGUGGGAUUCAAACGAGUGCAGUAGCAUGUGAUGCACCACGUCCAAAACGUCCUGUAGAAGCUCCUCCAGUCAGGCUGGGAUUUAUUCCAGAAGAAUGGUUUACCUUCUUUUAUCCUAAAACUGGUGUAUCAGGACCAUAUGUAUUUAUGGGAACUGUUUCCACGUACUUGUUAUCCAAGGAGUGGUAUGUCAUAGAACACGAAUUUUAUAAUGGACUGUCGAUACUCUUCGCUGCUGUAUAUGUUUCAAUUAAAGCAGGAGAUAAAAUAGCGAACUAUUUAGAUAAACAGAUUGAUGAUCUUGAAGACUCAUAUAAUGUCUCUAAGGACGAGACUAUAACUGAGCUUAAAAAUAAUAUUGCUGAAAUAGAGAAGGAGAAAUGGCGUACCGAUGGACAACUCAUGAUAUUCGACAUCAAAAAACAAAAUGUCUUAAUGCAGCUGGAAGCUGAUUACAGGAAACGAUUAGCAGACGUUUACUCAGAGGUGAAGAGACGCCUUGACUAUCAUGCCCAAAUAGAUCUAAUUGAACGCAGAAUGUCUCAGAAACACAUGGUACAAUGGAUCACAAGUAGUGUGUUAAAAGCUAUUACACCUGAACAAGAAAAAGCAAAUCUGUUGCAAUGUAUUAGAGAUCUUGAAGGUCUCUCUAGCAAAGCUGCUGCUUAAGAUUUCAUAUUAUUCUACCAGAUGAAACAAAUAUGCUAUUAGUAAUCUGGGAUAGUUUGUAAAAAGUAAUGAGAACAUUGAAGAAAUACAUUCAAAAAUGAUCAACCCUUA